UACCAUACUCCAAGUUGUGUAUAUACACAAAAAGUUAAACUGGAGAUGGCUGUGCCCAAGCUAGUCAUUAUCCUAUGUGGCAAAAGGAAGAGUGGGAAGGACUAUGUGGCUGCCAGACUAAAGGAAAUACUAGCUCUAGGAGACUCUCUCAGUGUGUUGAGGCUUUCUAAACCACUCAAGGAACAGUUUGCAAAGGACCAUGGACUUGACCUGGAGAAGCUAAUGGAUUCAAGCUCGUACAAAGAGAAAUAUCGACAGGACAUGAUCACAUGGAGCGAGAUGAUACGCGACAAAGACCCGGCCUAUUUUUGUUGUCUAGCAACUGAAGGAGCUGAUAAACCUGUUUGGCUGGUUUGUGAUGCUCGUCGGCCGUCUGAUAUGAGUUACUUCAAGAGCAAGUACAACGGACGGACACUGUGUGUGAGGGUGGUGGCCAGUGAGGAUGUGAGAGUUGUGAGGGGGUGGGCGUUCACGGCGGGAGUUGAUGAUGCCCCCUCGGAAUGUGCCCUAGACAACUACCAAGUGGACAUGACUAUCGUUAACGACGAUGGAGACGAUUUAAGUCAACAGUUGGAAGCCAUCAGAACUAAAGUUAAACGAACAACAACGUAGUAGCUGCAUGACUGUACAGUGUGUGUUUAUGUCUUCCAAUUUCACCUUUUUUACUAUAGCUAGUAUUAGUUAGCAUUAAUGUUUAUGAGUGUCAUAUAAAAAUAACAAUUUUUAGUACAUGUACAAGAA
Messenger RNA from Halichondria panicea, 741 nucleotides. Its product is annotated as phosphomevalonate kinase-like. Gene Ontology annotation, molecular function: phosphomevalonate kinase activity. The transcript is spliced from 3 exons. Gene Ontology annotation, biological process: cholesterol biosynthetic process; isopentenyl diphosphate biosynthetic process, mevalonate pathway. Gene Ontology annotation, cellular component: cytoplasm. The record is from RefSeq and is a predicted model, not a curated record. Lineage: Eukaryota; Metazoa; Porifera; Demospongiae; Suberitida; Halichondriidae. Bases 46 to 612 code for a protein of 188 amino acids.